AUGGGUUCGGGUGAUUCUCAUCUAGUAUCUCGUUUUAAUAUGACAGCACAAGACAUUGUAAAUGAAUGUGGCGAAAAUAGUAACACUAAAAAUUUACAUAUUCUUGUUACAGGCGCAACAUCUGGUAUUGGUAUUGAAACUGGUCGAACAUUAGCACUUGCCGGAGCAAAAGUUUAUCUAAUGGGUAGAAGUGAAACAAAACUGAAAGACGUUCUUGAAAAUAUAAACAAAGAAUUACAAGAAAAAUCAUCGAAUGGUUCUGUACAAGGUGUUAUUUGUGAUUUGAAUAGUUUAGCUAGUAUUAAACAAUUUGCAGAAAAGUUCAUACAAGAAAACACACCUUUGAAUGUUUUAAUACUUAAUGCUGGUGUAUUUAAUUAUAAUUUCGCUCAAACUGUUGAUGGUCUCGAACAAGUAAUGGGUGUUAAUCAUAUUGCUCAUGCAUAUUUAACACAAUUAUUAAUGCCUACUUUGAUAAGUAAUGCACCAUCAAGAAUUGUUGUACUAUCAUCAAAAUUACAUGUAGGUCCACCUUUAAAUUAUCAAGCUUUGGAUCAUAUGAAUAGUAGAGAAAAUGAUGCAAAAAAAGGUUGGAGUAUGAUGAGAAGUUACCAACAAAGUAAAUUAGCUAAUAUGCUUUUUGCUCGUGCAAUUGCAUCACGAUAUAAUGAUAGAAAAAUUACAGCUUAUUCACUUCAUCCAGGUGUUAUUGCUACAAAUUUAACUUCGCGUAUACCAUUGGCUUCGGUUGUUCAAGUAUUCUAUAAGAAAAAAACGCCAGAACAAGGUGCAGCUACUACGGUUUAUUGUGCAUUAAAGCCUGAUUUAGAAAAUGAAACUGGACGAUAUUUUAAUGAUUCUACUGUUACGAAUUUAGCGGAUAAAUGGACAGAUAAUGAUAUUAAUACAUUUUGGGAAUGGACAGAAAAAGUUAUUCGAGAACGAACAGCUAAUUUAUCAUGA
This is a messenger RNA of Rotaria sp. Silwood1, 963 nucleotides long. NCBI's taxonomy places the organism in Eukaryota, Metazoa, Rotifera, Eurotatoria, Philodinida, Philodinidae. The record is from the annotation of a GenBank genome assembly.